Molecule: messenger RNA, 468 nt
Organism: Cryptococcus wingfieldii CBS 7118
Lineage: Eukaryota; Fungi; Basidiomycota; Tremellomycetes; Tremellales; Cryptococcaceae
Exons: 3
Coding region: 1-468 (155 amino acids)
Source: RefSeq, a predicted model, not a curated record
AUGUCCCUCCCUCCGGGGCGCCUACAUGCGCCUAUAUCCAGCAAACACCCCUCCAACGCGGAUAGCCACCGUGGGAAGCUCUCUAAGAUCCAGGAGGCGGAGCUGGUGGUGGAAAUCAAUGCUUAUGCCGAGCGGGGUACCAACCUUUGGGUCUCACACGUCCAACAGCUGGGGGAAGCACUGGCUGGGAAUGAACUGGGCGUCGCGCUUCAUCCAGCGAGAGAUUUCUACGAUAUAGUGGGUCUGGUCGGCCUCAUGUUUACCCUCAACUCCCGUAUCGCCUUUACCAUCGCCAGUGAUGAGAGCCACCAGACGUCCCAAGUGUUUGGCAUGAGCAACGACGACCAGCCAUACGGCUACGACGAGACCAUGAAGCACGGCCACCGCAAGAUGGAGUCGAUCUCGGACGAAGAGACUGCACUUGACCGCUUCCAGCGCUGUCUAAGCAAGACGCGCCAUGUUGACUGA